AUGGAUGAAGUUACUAGCACAGAAACUUCAUCUCAAGAAGUGCCAAAUGCUGAAUGUCCUCUUUGGCAGUAUGUGACUAAAGUAGAAAAACCACCGGGUGCUGCCAUUAAAAAAGGGGGAAACACAUACUUUAAGUGCAACUAUUGUGGUGUGGUUUAUUUGGGAUCCUAUUCUAGGGUUAAGACUCAUUUAUUAAAAAUUGCUAAUAAAGGCCGUGGGCCUAUACCUAUUUCCCCAUUUCGGAGACAGGAAGGGAGUGAUAGUACAAAUCCGGUUGAUGGUAAGAGGAGGAAGGUGGCUGGGAUUUCUCCUAUUGAGAAAGCAUUCCAGAAUACUACUAGAUAUGAAUUGGAUAGUAGAAUUGCUAGGAUUUUUUACACUGGUGGGCUUCCAUUUAACUUUGCAAGGAACCCAUAUUAUCGUAAUUUCUAUGCAUAUGCUGCUACCCAUAACAUCCCAGGUUAUGUUCCUCCUGGAUAUAAUGCCUUGAGAACAACACUUUUGCAAAAAAAAAGAGCUCAUGUUGAAAGACUCUUGAAACCAAUUAAGGAUUCUUGGCUUGAAAAUGGUGUAAGCAUAGUUUCUGAUGGAUGGUCAGAUCCACAAAGAAGGCCUCUUAUUAAUAUUAUGGCUGUAUCAGAUGGGGGUCCGGUGUUUGUAAAGGCAAUUGAUGGGUCAGGUGAGUUCAAAGACAAACAUUAUAUUGCUGGGGUGUUAAAGGAUGCUAUAAAAGAGAUUGGACAUGAAAAAGUUGUCCAAGUCAUCACUGAUAAUGCUAAUGUGAUGAAAUCUGCUGGAGCUCUUAUUGAAGGUGAGUAUCCUAAAAUAUUUUGGACACCCUGUGUUGUCCACACUCUCAAUCUAGUUUUGAAGAAUAUUUGUGCAGCAAAAAACACUGAAAAGAAUGAAGUUACAUAUGAGGAAUGUAGUUCGAUUACACGUAUUGCUGAUGAUGCAUCUUUCAUACGUGUUUUUAUUAUGAACCAUUCAAUGAGGUUGGCAAUGUUUAAUGAAUUUAGUCCAUUAAAAUUGCUCCAAGUUGCUGAUACUAGAUUUGCUUCAAUUGUUGUAAUGCUGAAAAUGUUGAAGUUGAUAAAAAGAUGCCUUCAAGCCAUGGCUAUUAGUGAGCAAUGGGCUUCUUAUAGGGAGGAUAGGGAGGAUGAUGUUGGAAAAGCUGUAAAGGUGAAAGAUAUGAUUCUAAGUGAUCUUUGGUGGGAUAAAGUUGACUAUAUCCUUGAAUUCACAGCACCUAUUUAUGAUAUGUUACGAGUAGCCGACACAGAUAAGCCUUGUCUUCAUCUUGUGUAUGAGAUGUGA
This is a messenger RNA of Quercus lobata, 1317 nucleotides long. RefSeq lists its product as uncharacterized. The coding region runs from base 1 to 1317 and encodes 438 amino acids. Lineage: Eukaryota; Viridiplantae; Streptophyta; Magnoliopsida; Fagales; Fagaceae. The transcript has 2 exons. The record is from RefSeq and is a predicted model, not a curated record.